AUGCCUGUUACAAAUAGUGAUAUUGCGAGCCUUUGCUGGACUUUGCCAGAAUUCUCAUCCAAAGAAGACAUCUCCACAUUCAUAAAAUCUGUAGACAACUUGUUAACAUUCUUAGGUACACAAGAGCUUACAGAACCUCAGUUAUUUAUACUUAAUACUCACAUCGUAUCUCGUAUUAAGGGAGAUCCGAGAAAUUUUUUGAAUUAUUCUAAUAAAACAGUCUGGACAGAGAUUCGUCCAGCUUUAUUAUCUAAAUAUGGAGAUAGAAGGUCAGAAGAUAUUUUGGUAACCCAGUUAUCGACAACAGUUCAAAAACAUAAUGAGUCAUAUGAUCAGUAUCAUCAAAGAAUUUCUACUAAUUUGAAUGAUUUACUUCAACAUGUUACUUUAAAUGAUAAUGCCGCUACAGUAAAUUUUAAGACGCCUUAUUUUAAAAACAUUGCAUUGAAAACUUUCUGUUCUGGUAUAAAUGAACCAUAUAACGAAUAUUUAUCCCAUUUUGAAAUAAAAUCAAUUGAAGAAGCACUUCAAAAGUGUAUUGCCUAUGAUAAUCAUAAGAACCAGCAACAAUAUAUGAGCUUUUUAAAAUCCCAACAAAAUAGAACACCCUUGGCCAAGCAAAGACCACCUAAUCAAAACCAAUUGUCACACAACAAUAAUAGAUACACAAGCUUACAACCUACACAACCAAAUUUCGUGAGGUCCCCUCACAAUGCACCUUUCCGCAACCCUGAACCAAACUUUAACUUCGCUUCACAGCCAAAUUUUAAUAAUUUCCAUCCUCAACAAAAUUUCAAUUCUCGAGAGGAUAAUUAUCAAAGAAAUUUCCCAAGAAAUGCCCCUCAAGAAAAUAAUUACCCAAGAAAUGUCCAGCAUAGGCUAAACAAAUAUCGCAAUCCUCGAAAUCAACAAAAUUAUGCCCCUCCUAUGAGUGGUGUCCAAACUAUUUCCACCAAAAAUCAUCAACCCAUGACAGUUACCACUAAUGGCCAUCAUUUUAAUAUUGCUUCUAAUCAAAUCGAUACUUCCGAAAUUAACAUCGAAAACUAUGAUUCCGAAAACUAUGAUACCGAACAAGCUACGGAAGAAUAUGUCGACACAAAUUAUCAGGAUUUUCCCCUAGUACCUCCCAAAGAACAACCACCUCCUGUAUAA
Diabrotica virgifera virgifera (western corn rootworm) is the source of this 1155-nucleotide messenger RNA. Its product is annotated as asparagine-rich protein-like. The record is from RefSeq and is a predicted model, not a curated record. Lineage: Eukaryota; Metazoa; Arthropoda; Insecta; Coleoptera; Chrysomelidae. The coding region runs from base 1 to 1155 and encodes 384 amino acids. The transcript has a single exon.